Saprolegnia diclina VS20 is the source of this 1251-nucleotide messenger RNA. RefSeq lists its product as hypothetical. The record is from RefSeq and is a predicted model, not a curated record. The transcript has 2 exons. Lineage: Eukaryota; Oomycota; Saprolegniomycetes; Saprolegniales; Saprolegniaceae. The coding region runs from base 95 to 1186 and encodes 363 amino acids.
GCCGUCUGAGAACAAGGUCGUGCCAGCUGGUGCGCUACAUGCAGCCAAGGCCGACUCCAUUCCAGUAUUGACGCAGGCCAGUACUCCACCCUCCAUGCGGGUCUUCUCUUCGUUCGCUGCGCUUCUCGCCGUGGCUGUUGCUGCCACCGCCGAUGAGAGCGUCAUCUCGCUCCGUGGCCUUCAAGCCAACAACGUGACGACGACCACGCCGGUGACGACGACCGUGACGCCGUCGCCGACGCCGACGGAAACGACAGUCGCCCCGACCACAGCGCCGGUGACCACGGUGCCGGUGACAACGACGCCGGCGGUGACGUCAUCGGCGGUUCCGACGACCACGGUCCCGACAUCGACGCAGCCGACGCAGACACCGACGCCGACGCAGCCCAACCAACCGACGCAGGCGCCGCAGCCUACGCAGUCCCAGGCGACGCCCGCGCCAACGUCAGAGUCGUCCUUGGGCACAGGCCCCCCGCGCACGCCCAAGCCGACGACGAAGAGUCCGACGCCCGUGUCGAAUGAUUCGGGUGACUCGGGCAUCAGCUCGGGCGCGGUCAUUGGUAUCGUUGUUGGCAUCGUUUGCGGUGUCGGUGUCCUCGCUGGCCUCGUGUACAUGUGCGUCAAGAAGAAGCACGACGACGACGACGACCUCCUCUCGCCCAACGACUUUAACGCCAAGGACGUGACGCCCGUGUACAACAACAACACCAAGCCGAUGACGCCAGUGCAGCCGGCGUAUGCACCGGCGACGACCGCGACGGCGACCACCGGCAACAGCUACGCCUACUCGAACGACUAUGCGGCCGCUCCGUACCAGCAGCCGACGGCCCCGGCAGCGAUCGCGGCCGCCGCCGCCGCGCAACACCAGCCGUACGCCGACAUGUACGGGCAGACGUCGCCGCAAGAGUUUUACGACCGGGAGUCGGCGACCUCGAGCGAGCCGAGCAACCACAGCGGCAAGAACGCGUGGAUGCAAGCGAUGCAAAAACCCAACUACGAUUCGGACGGCGUCGACAUUGACCGGCUCGACACCAACAGCUACAACAGCGCCAAGUUUGACGACUCGGGCAGCGACGUGAGCCGCGACAGCAGCUUUCUGAGCCGCGACGAGAGUCUCGGGUCGAGCGUCGACGACUUUCCGUCGCACCGUGGCACCAAGCAAGAGCGUGGCUCCUACGAAUUGUAAAAGGGUCGCCGAAUGCAGGCGGCUUUUUCCCUAUUUUAUCGAAUCAACUACACCAUGUCUUCUCC